CGCUGAGUACGCACAAGUUCCUUUGAGACGUUUCUUUUGUUUCGUCUUCAAAAACCUCGUUAACCUUUAUUUGAUUGAUUGAUAGUCAUGUUGACAUAAUAAAUAAAUAUAUCCGGAACAAAAGGAGAAAUCAGAAAUCAAAAAGUUUCGACGAAAUGUUUUAGGGGGAAGAACUCAAGAGGUCCUCGCUGCAGUCGUCGUCAGCGCAGAGCAGUUGACAGCUGCUUCGAGGCCGUCAAUGACACAGGAACAUGGCUCAGAGCUGGGGUGGGUUUUUAUUUGGAAGAAAGGAUAUCAGGAGACUGAGGAAGCCAUCCAGAGUUCUGUGACCACCAAACUCAAGGGUGUAGAUUUCACCAACAGCUCUCAGUUUGGUCUGCAGCUAUGGGGUGCAGAGGACUAUGUCAUCCCUCCACAAGGGGACCGGGUCUUCUUUAUUGUGACAAAUUACGUAGUGACACCAAACCAAAGACUGGGUAUCUGCCCUGAGAGUCCAAAAGUGCCAGAUGGUUUUUGUACUAAUAACAGUGAUUGUGUGGAAGGGGAAACUGUUAUAGCAGGCCAUGGAGUGAAGACAGGCCGCUGUCUAAACGACACAGGAACCUGUGAGAUUCAAGGAUGGUGCCCUGUUGAGCAUGGCCGCACACCAACGGAGCCCAUGCUGGCAAAGGCAGAAAACUUCACAAUCUUUGUAAAGAACUUCAUCAAGUUUCCAAAAUUUGCCUUCUCCAAAGCGAACAUCCUGCCUACCACCAACAGCACAUACCUCAAGACAUGCAGAUAUGACAAGGACCAUCAUCCCUAUUGUCCCAUCUUUCUUGUGGGAGAUGUGAUUAACUGGACUGGAUACAAUUUCCAGAAUUUGGCAACAAAGGGUGGUUCAAUUGCAGUAGGAAUCGAGUGGAAUUGUGAUUUGGAUAAAGAUGAAUCUCAGUGUAACCCUGAAUAUAGCUUCACACGCUUGGAUUCCUCUGACAAGUCACAGCAUUCAGUCACCUCUGGUUACAACUUUAGAUUUGCUCGAUACUACAGUGAUGCAGAAGGUCAAACCUAUCGGAAUCUAUUUAAAGUGUAUGGCAUUCGCUUUGAUAUAUUAGUCAAUGGAAAGGCUGGAAAAUUCAGUAUCAUUCCUACAGUGAUCAAGAUUGGCUCUGGGCUUGCUUUAAUGGGUGCUGGGGUUUUUGUCUGUGACAUGAUUCUGCUCUACAUGAUGAGCAAAAGCUCUUUCUACAGAGAGACAAAAUUCGAGGCAAUCACAAAAAAACAAUCUGGAAAGCACAGAGAGAGAAAGCACGUAAGACACCACGGUCAUCGUAGACAAGAUGGGCGACACAAAAGGGAGGAAAAACAGGAAAUAGAGAUGCAGCCAUUGACAUCAGUGUCAUCUCAGCCCAAUAACAACCCAGAGAAACAGAUCCAGCCCACGAGCUCAGCACUCAAAACACACAGUCUGGAGAGAAAGCCACAGGCUACAGUGUCAUUCAGGACAGAAAAACAGACCAUUUCUCCUGUUUCAACUUUGAGAACACCACGCGACCACUAGAGGAUCUGUCUGACGCUGAAUCCUAUUGGAUUUACCGUGGAUGUAUGAAGGGAGUCGUUAUAACGGGUCUGUGCUCAGUCAUACCAAAGAUGAAUAGUGCCAGUGUUAUUUAUGCUCUCCUACACUCUUAAAUUGGUUCUAAACAGCAGCAAAUUUGGGUUCUACAGACAGAACAGAGCUGGACCUCACAAUUAUAUGUUCUGUUAAACUAAAAAGAGAAAAAGACAAGAUUGGUAGGAAAACAGUUACAAAUUAAAGGGUUAGUUCACCCAAAAAUGAA
Molecule: messenger RNA, 1823 nt
Organism: Pimephales promelas (fathead minnow)
Lineage: Eukaryota; Metazoa; Chordata; Actinopteri; Cypriniformes; Leuciscidae
Source: RefSeq, a predicted model, not a curated record